Molecule: messenger RNA, 327 nt
Organism: Lachancea fermentati
Lineage: Eukaryota; Fungi; Ascomycota; Saccharomycetes; Saccharomycetales; Saccharomycetaceae
Source: the annotation of a GenBank genome assembly
AUGUCAGUGCCCAAAAGUAGGAUAAUGAAGGUACUUCAGCUAUCGGCUGAAAUUUUCGACCAGAAGUUCAAUCCGUCCGCUACGAGAACUGGUGGUAAGAUUCUAUCAAAACGGUUAAAGGGCUCUUCAAUUGCUAGCUAUUAUGGCAAUCCUGAUUUUCUCAAGUUCAAGCAUCUAAAAACGCUUUAUCCUGGCAUGCAAUUUGUUGAUCAAGAGGAAGAGUACCGGUUAUCAAUGAAUGAAGCAAGGAAACGUAGAGGAAAGGGAGCACCAACAAAGAAAAAAGAGGCGGCGAAAGAAAAGGGUAAGACGAAGAAGAGAAAGUAA